AUGUUGAAGAUGAACGUCAGCUUGAUGAUGAUCAUCAGUCUUUCAGUUAUGACCGUCGAGGUUUCCGCUUCCCCACUAAGCCAGGAUACUCAACCGACGACAAGCACCCCUUACACCCCCAGGAACGGCCGACAAGCGGGUGCGAAUCGGAUGGUCAGACGCAUGGUUCCCGGGCCUGGCGCAGGUUUCAAUGCGGCGACUGAUCUCGUUGGGAGUGCUCUUGGAGGACCCGGUCCCGGACCGGUUGGUGCUUUUGACGUCGCCCCCCCGCCUCCGAUGGGCGCAGUCAUGGUUCCCGGUGGCCCUCCGGGUCCGAUGAUUGGCGGCAGUGCUGAAGGAGGAGUAGCCGGGAGCGCGGCCAACGCUCAUGCUGACGCUGCCGCCGCCGCCGCCGCUAGAGGCCAAGGCCAGCCCGGUCCCACCACUGGUAACUCGGCAGCAAGUGCAGAGGCCGCUGCUCACGCCAAGGCCAGUGCUCCACGUCCAACAGCUCCGGCCGACUCCAACGGCUCAGAUGAUUUCACCGAAGAAGGCUCCGAUCCCGGCCCUCGCAACUCUGGCCCAAACGCAGACGCGGCUGUUGGCGCCGGGACAAACAGUUCACGUGAAUCAGGCCCAGCCAGCGCAAACGGCCCAGCUAAGUCCGCUGCCAGAGGCUCCGGACGCGGGGACGGCAAGUCGGCCGCAAGCGCAGCCGCCGCUGCUCAUGCCAAGGCAAACACUCAACCCGGCACAGGCCAUUCGGCCGCAAAUGCAGACGCUGCUGCCCGCGCCCAGGCAAACGGUCGACGUCCAGCAGGUUCGGUGGGCGCUCAAGGUUCAGCUAAUGCCGCUGCCGGGGGCUCUGGAUCCAGCGCCGGCGAUUCAGCCGCAAAUUCAGCCGCAUCUGCCCGCGACAAGGCAAACACCCAAGGGAAUGGUCAUGCAGACAGCUCCUCGGCAAGCAAAGCUUCUUCCUCUUCCAACUGGAAACGUCAAUCAUGA
Molecule: messenger RNA, 984 nt
Organism: Puccinia triticina
Lineage: Eukaryota; Fungi; Basidiomycota; Pucciniomycetes; Pucciniales; Pucciniaceae
Exons: 1
Coding region: 1-984 (327 amino acids)
Source: RefSeq, a predicted model, not a curated record